AGCUCAUCCCUUUAUAACAUCAGCUACCUGUGUACAGUGUGUUAGUGAAGUGUUUCCAUCAUGAAGGCUGCACCGUGGACGUCUCUGGGAUUUAUUCUAACUCUCCUGAGCUGGGGGUUUAUGGCUCUGCCGACAAGAAAAGUAACAGAGUAUGAUGUAGACGGUGGAAAACAGGAUCUAUUUGAGGUCAAUCAAGCGGCUGGUCUGGAUCUCUUCGAGGGAGAUAUUUUAUAUGACAAAAAACAAGGGAGGAACUCCAUCAUCGGGGAUGAGUACUUGUGGCCCACCACUGUGCCCUACUAUUUUGAGGAUGAUUUGGAUGUUAAUGCCAAAGGCGUUAUAUUGAAGGCAUUUGAACAGUAUCGCCUGAAGACCUGCAUUGACUACAAACCAUGGAGUGGAGAAAGUAACUACAUCUCUGUGUUUAAAGGCAGCGGGUGUUUCUCCUCGGUGGGAAACCAGCAUGUGGGAAAGCAGGUCUUGUCCAUCGGCGCAGGAUGUGAUCGAAUCGCCACCAUCGAACACGAGUUCCUUCACGCUCUGGGGUUCUGGCAUGAGCAGUCACGUACCGAUCGUGAUGACUACGUCACCAUCAUGUGGGAUCGUAUCCAAGAAGGUAAAGGGCACAAUUUCAAUAAAUACAAUGACACUAUAUCCAGCUCCCUGAAUGUACCUUAUGACUACGGUUCCAUGAUGCACUACAGCAUGAAUGCCUUCAGCAACGGUACCGGGCCCACCAUCGUCACCAAGAUUCCCGUCUUCAGCAACGUCAUUGGCCAGCGCAUGGAGUUUAGCGACAGCGACCUGCUCAAGCUGAACAGGCUUUACAACUGCACAAGAGCCACAACGUUUCUGGACACCUGUGACUUUGAGCUGGAGAAUAUUUGUGGAAUGAUCCAAGGUCAGGAUGACCAGGCAGACUGGGAACGUGUUACUAAAGCAAAUGGUGGACCGGACACUGACUAUUCUAAUAUGGGACGCUGUAAUGGUGCAGGUUACUUCAUGCACUUCAGCACCAUCAGUGGAAGUGUAGGGAACACUGCUCUGUUAGAAAGCAGGCUGCUCUACCCUAACCGCAACUACCAGUGUCUACAGUUUUUUUACUACCACAGUGGAAACCAGAACGAUAAGCUGGAGAUCUGGGUAAGAGAAUACAACGAAGCUAAACCUGACGGAACGCUACGCAUCAUUGAGACAAUAACUGGACUGCCUGAGACAUUUUGGCAGCUACACCAUGUUAAACUAGAUGUCUCCAGAAAGUUCCGUAUAGUAUUUAAAGGCACAAAGGGUGCUGGAAGCUCCACAGGUGGGUUCUCCUUGGAUGAUGUCAAUCUUUCUGAGACCACCUGCCCAGAACAUGUGUGGCGGAUCAAGAACUUCAAAAGUAUUAUGGAAAACACACCUGUGGGCUCUGUCAUAUACAGCCCACGUUUUGUUUCAAAGUAUGGCUACACCUUCCAGAUGGGCUUGUACCCCAAUGGCAGUGACACCUACCCAGAGGAUUUGGGAGCUUUUGCCCAUCUGGCAUCUGGGGAUAGUGUGACUGAUGACAGUCUCACUUGGCCCUGCCCAUGGAUGCAGAUUACUAUGACGCUAAUGGAUCAGAACGCAGACAUUCGCAAACGUAUGUCCAACCAAAGAAGUGUCACAACUGACCCCAAUGAGCAAUUCGAAGAAUUAAAAUUUCGUUGGGACAACCCACGAAAAGUGGGAAUGGAAGUAACGGAUGGGAAUGGGAUUAAAUACUUCAGAGGACCAGGAUUUGGAACAUAUGUAUACUUGAGUCAGUCCAGAGCACUCAGCAGAGACUUCAUAAAGGGUGGAGAUGCCAUCUUCCUCCUCAGCAUGGAAGAUAUAUCACACUUGGUUCCUUCUCAGCCCAUCCCUCCAACAACUACUCCUGAUUCAUGUGUGUUGGUAACAUGUGAAAAUGAUGGCGUGUGUGUGAUGGACAAUGGUGUUAAAGCCGUCUGCAGGUGUGCCGCAGGGGACGACUGGUGGUACUACGGGGACAGGUGUCAGUUUAAGAGUUCGACGCAGGACGGCGUGGUGACGGCGGCCGUGUCGUCGGUUGUGGUCUUUGCCGUCAUGCUGGUGGUGACGGUAGUGAGUGUGCUGUGUUUGAGAAAAAAGUAUAAGAAGAAAAUGAACGCCGUGGGCAGCGGCGGCAUUGCCAUACAAAACGUCAACGCGAACUAACGGCACCAUAAAUCAUUUAAUCAGUAGCGGGAAUGCCAGUAUGCCCUUAUGUAUGUAUAUAACAGGUAGAUUUUCUUGUCAAUUCAGUCACAAGCCAAAUAAAAUAAUUUUUUUCUGAAA
This is a messenger RNA of Tachysurus vachellii, 2319 nucleotides long. It is a transcript of the gene mep1bb, whose product is annotated as meprin A subunit beta b. Gene Ontology annotation, cellular component: membrane. NCBI's taxonomy places the organism in Eukaryota, Metazoa, Chordata, Actinopteri, Siluriformes, Bagridae. The coding region runs from base 61 to 2199 and encodes 712 amino acids. Gene Ontology annotation, molecular function: protein binding; zinc ion binding; metalloendopeptidase activity. The record is from RefSeq and is a predicted model, not a curated record. Gene Ontology annotation, biological process: proteolysis. The transcript is spliced from 14 exons.